UCAAAACAUCUUUCAUUUGACAUCAUUUGGAAGAGAUUCUGCUGAGGUUGGCAAAUCGUUUAUUUCACCUCCCAUGCCUCCCCUCCCCAACUAUUUAAGACAUGAUGUAUUGAUACUAAAAAUAGUACACGGAAGAUAGCAAGGAUAAAAGCACGAUAUCAGUUAGARACUUCUAUCACAUGCAAACAACUUUCAUCGCGGAAGGAAGAAGUUGCUUAGUCUCGAGCACGUUUAAUUGAUAAGAUGCGUUACGGAUUUAUCAAUAAAAAUGGACSCUCCGAAGUCCCUCUGGAGAAGAUACAAAUCCAAAGCUCCCUCAAAGGUUUCACAGCCGAAGUGGUCGCKACCAUGGAGUACAAAAACAAUUCUGAUAAUCCCAUAGAAGCCAUGUAUGUGUUUCCAGUCGACGAGGAAGCUGCCGUGUGUGGAUUCCAAGCCACUAUUGAUGGAAGAACUAUCGUAGCUGAGAUCCAAGAAAAGCAAGAAGCCCGAGAUACGUACGACGAUGCCAUCAGUAGUGGACAUWRKGCAUUUCUACUGGAAGAGAGCGACGAGAGUUCGGACAUCUUUCAGAUCAAUGUGGGAAACUUGCCGCCACACCAGUCCGCUAGCAUUGAGCUGACGUUUGUGACUACCCUCAAAGUGGAGAAAGAAGGCAAAAUAGUGUUUGUGCUCCCCACUGUCCUCAAUCCAAGAUAUACUCCAAGUGACUGCAACGCCAGUGUCAGUACCACUAUGGACAGCCUCGCAUCAGUGAGCAGCGAAUAUUCCUUUGAGUUUGAUUAGCAAAUCAGCCAAUGUUGCGUCGAAAUUGACGUCGUUUGUAGCUGUGGACAAACAUAGCAAGAAACCAAUUUCUUAUUCGUUGGCUUCACCUAACUAUCAAGGAACUAUCGAGAACUACAUAUUGUAUAAGAUCGAAAAGAACGCUGUGUUUGAGAGCAUGGAUGCACUUUCUGCGCGGUGCAGCUUGACUAACGAACUUCGAUGCCAAAAAAAGACGAAGGCUUUCCCAAAUCCUUUAUCAUGGUUUGGCAGCUUCUUCAGUUCAUCGACGUCUACAAAAUCUGCAAAAACAAAGAGUUUUGAUGUACUCUGCGACGCCCCACCUACUUACAGUGCUAUGACUGCUACACCAGUUCCAGCGGCGGGAGGGCCCAACACACUGACUAUAACUGAGUCUGCUGGGCCAAGUUUUCUGUCUAGUGAUCUGUUGAAUGAUGAUGAAUCAGACGAGACACCACCUCCAUACGAGGCAGGCGAGACUAUGGCUUCGAAAACACAAAAAAACUGUCUUGAGAUCAUUUCCCUUCAAAAAGCAUCAGGAGCAUGGGAACUUACCGCUGAGCUGGCCAGUAUCUGUGGCUCACUACUGGACGAGCUCAAACAAAGGUGUCCAUCCCAGCUAACCACAGGAGACAAGGAUAGUCUGUGGGCUACGGCCUUGGCGUUAGCUUGUCUUAAUGCAAAGUUUUCUCAUCAAAAAAAUGAAUGGGAGAUGGUUGCAGAAAAGGCGAACAAGUGGCUGAAGAAAAAAUUGCCCGAAGAUAUCUUAAGCUUUGAUGAAAUCAUGGAAAAGGCGGCCGGCGCAUUGGAGAUUUGUAUAUGUUUUGAUGUCAUUAAGGUUCUCCAGAAUGCCCUCCAGCCAGCCCUUCUUGACUGCGAAGUGACUUGGGAUCUUCCAGAAGGGUGCAGUGUGGAGACUAUCCCAAAAGAACUACCACCCAUCUUCAGUGGCAACAGUCUUAUCAUAUAUGGUUUGGUGUCUGGUGAUUCAAGUAUCAAGGGAUCCGUCACUGUUAGCGGUUUAUUGGCAGUCGGAUCGACAAAUAGAAACAUCAAGCACAAAGUCAGUCUGGAAGCCCUUAAUUCAAACGACAAUAGCUACCUCCUUCAUCGUCUUGCAGCAAAAACCCUCAUCAAGGAGAAACAAGACGCUGACAUUUAUUCUAACRCUGAUCUUGAGGACAUCAUAGUAAAAGUUAGCAAAUCAGCCAAUGUUGCGUCGAAAUUGACGUCGUUUGUAGCUGUGGACAAAGAGAAUAAGAAACCAAUAUUGUCUCCUUUAAAAAAGCCGAAACGGGGUCAGUGUUGUUAUGAUGCGUCUAGUGAUGAUGAUGACCUUUAURAUGACAUCGGUGCAGCUGCACCGAGAAGUAUGAAGAUGGCGAGUUUUGGUUUGUCGGAUCUUGACUGUGACUACGACUGUGCUACUGCAUCAUUGCCUGUACGUCGCCAUGCGAUGGGCUUGCCUCGGAGAGCAGCACCAAUGAAAAAAGGUUUUUCUUUUAACCCAUUUUCAGGAUUCUUCAAAAGUAAAUCUCUGAGAAAGAAAGCUUGUGAACCCUUGUAUCAGACGAGAUCUAGAUCCAAAGGAACGAAAGAAACUAAUGAAUACGAUCCAACCAUCGAAGAUUGUUUCUCUAGUGACCUCUAUUAUGACAUGGAGAUUGAAGAAGCGUAUAAUCUGAAAGACGCUCGUGAGGACUUCCCUCAAGGCAACACCAUGGCUUCAACAACGCAAAAAAGUUAUCUUGAGAUAGUUUCUAUUCAAAAAGCUUCAGGGGCGUGGGAACUUACUGCCGAGUUAGCUAGUAUCUGUGGGACCCAAUUGGACGACCUCAGGAAAACUUGUCCAUCACAGCUGCCUACRGGAGACAAGGAUACUCUGUGGGCUACGGCCUUGGCUUUAGCUUGUCUUAAUGGAAAGUUCCCAAAUCAAAAAGAUGAAUGGAAGAUGGUUGCAUCGAAGGGAACCAAGUGGUUGAAKAAACAUUUGCCCAAGGAUAUCUUAAGCUUUGAUGAAAUUAUGAAAAUGGCUGCUAGUGUCUUGAGCGUUUAUCCUGAAGUUCUCAAGAAUGCCCUCCAGCCUGCUCUUCUCGACUGUGAAGUGUCUUGGGAUCUUUCAGAAGGAUGCAGUGUCGAAACUAUCCCACACGUACUACCACCCAUCUUCAGUGGUAACAGUCUUAUCGUAUAUGGCUUGGUGUCUGGUAAUGCAAGUGUCAAGGGGUAUGUCACUGUCAGCGGUGAUUUGGCAGUGGGAUCGCCAGAUAGAAAAAUCAAGCACAAAGUCGGUCUGGACGGCCUUAAUUCUACCAACGACAGCAAGCUUCUUCAUCGACUGGCUGCAAAAACCUUCAUCCAAGAGAAGCAAGACGCCGAUAACGAUGCCACAAGGGAGAACAUCAUGAAAAUGAGCAAAUCAGCCCACAUUGCAUCGAAACUGACAUCGUUUGUUGCGGUGGACCAAGAAAGCAAGCAGCCUGUUGCUGCAUCACUUGGUGCAUCGAGACAUCAGGCGAGCACGUCAUGGGGUACUCAAGGGUACUUAUCUUUUGACGCGACCUUAGGUGGUAUCCCUAUGGGUAUGUUAAGGAAAGGAAAGAAAAUGAAAUGUUUUUCAGAUAAACUAGGCGCUGCUAUGAAAUCUAAAUCCAAAAGAAGAUCGAAAAAAGCGAAUGAUCACGAGCAAGGAAUGGUUCUUGGUGCCAGUGAUAAUUAUGGCGAGAUCGAGGGAAGUUUUGCGCGUUCUAAGGGCCGCACUAUGGCUUCGAAAACGCAAAAAWGUUGUCUUGAGAUCGUUUCUCUCCAAAAAGCUUCAGGGGCGUGGGAACUUACUGCCGAGUUAGCCAGUAUCUGUGGAACCCAGUUGGACGAGUUCAGGAAAACUUGCCCAUCGCAGCUACCUACAGGAGACAAGGAUACUCUGUGGGCUACGGCCUUGGCGUUAGCCUGUCUUAAUGGAAAGUUCCCAAAUCAAAAAGAUGAAUGGGAGAUGGUUGCAACAAAGGGAACCAAGUGGUUGAAGAAAAAUUUACCAAAAGAUGGUUUAACCCUAGAUGAAAUUUUGGAAAUGGCCGCUGUUAUAUUGAGAGUCAUUAAGGUUCUCAAGAAUGCCCUCCAGCCUACCCUUCUUGACUGCAAAGUGACUUGGGACCUUCCAGAAGGAUGCAGUGUCGAAACUAUCCCACACGUACCACCACCCAUCUUCAGUGGUAACAGUCUUAUCGUAUAUGGCUUGGUGUCUGGYAAUGCAAGUGUCAAGGGGUGUGUCAAUGUCAGCGGUGCUUCGGCAGAGGGAUCAACAGAUAGAAAAAUCAAGCACAAAGUCGGUCUGGACGGCCUUAAUUCUACCAACGACAGCAAGCUUCUUCAUCGACUGGCUGCAAAAACCUUCAUCCAAGAGAAGCAAGACGCCGAUAACGAUGCUACAAGGGAGAACAUCAUGAAAAUGAGCAAAUCAGCCCACAUUGCAUCGAAACUGACAUCGUUUGUUGCGGUGGACCAAGAAAGCAAGCAGCCUGUUGCUGCAUCACUUGUUGCACCGAGACAUCAGUACGUAUACCGAGCACGAAAAAGACAUCGUCCAAAAACUCUAUCAAGAAGAUCGAAACGAAUAAAACUAGAUAAAAUUGAUUACGGACAUUACGACAGUAGUAAUCUACCAGGAAUGGUAGAUUACUGUAUUGAUAGUCCCUAUUAUGGAGGAGCAGAGGUCGGGGCAGCAUCCUUCUGCCACGAGUUCAGCGUCCCUCAUGGCGACCCUGAUGACGACCCAGGAAUUGAAGAAUACGAUUGCUGUACGAUGAGUGAUCACUAUGAUUAUGGCUCAGCAGAGAUCGGGGCAGCGUCCUUUCAAGUACCUUGUAAGGGCGUCCAUCAAGGCAACACCAUGGCUUCAAUAACGCAAAAAAGUUGUCUUGAGAUCGUUUCCCUCCAAAAAGCUUCAGGGGCGUGGGAACUUACUAGAGAGUUGGCCAGUAUCUGUGGGACCCAAUUGGACGACCUCAGGAAAACUUGUCCAUCACAGCUAACUACAGGAGACAAGGAUACUCUGUGGGCUACGGCCUUGGCUUUAGCUUGUCUUAAUGGAAAGUUCCCAAAUCAAAAAGAUGAAUGGGAAAUGGUUGCAGCAAAGGGAACCAACUGGCUGAAGAAAAAUUUACCAAAGGAUGGUUUAACCUUUGAUGAAAUUUUGGAAAUGGCGGCCGUUGUUUUGGGAGUUUAGUCGAGAUGCUGUGAACCAAAAGUUAAAUAGUGGCUUCUUCAAGAACAUAUCAAAUGUAUAGACAUAAUCAUUUUAUUUUAUUUUAUUAUUUUACUGAACACCUCGGUGUUACACGAUUUAUUUGUCAGUGCAGUUGAAUCUCCAGUGACCGGACAUCCAAGGGUUGACAAGGGAAACGAAAAAAUGUCCGUUGGUAGAGCUGUCCGCAUAAUAGAAAGUGUGAACACAGUAUGUUUAUUAUGUGGAAGAAAUAUGAAAUCGGGUUUUUAGAAAACUGUCCGUAAUUAGAGCUGUCCGCUUACGAGAACGUCGUCCGCAAAUGGAGAUUACACUACAUUUCAAACUUAUGAUUUUGGCGAAAACAAAACAUUAAUUUAAGUCAGCUUUUCUACUGUAGACACAUUUUGAAAAAAUUACAG
Exaiptasia diaphana is the source of this 5430-nucleotide messenger RNA. RefSeq lists its product as uncharacterized. NCBI's taxonomy places the organism in Eukaryota, Metazoa, Cnidaria, Anthozoa, Actiniaria, Aiptasiidae. The record is from RefSeq and is a predicted model, not a curated record.